This is a messenger RNA of Melospiza georgiana, 1285 nucleotides long. It is a transcript of the gene LRRC38, whose product is annotated as leucine rich repeat containing 38. Bases 125 to 1006 code for a protein of 293 amino acids. The record is from RefSeq and is a predicted model, not a curated record. Lineage: Eukaryota; Metazoa; Chordata; Aves; Passeriformes; Passerellidae. Gene Ontology annotation, molecular function: voltage-gated potassium channel activity; potassium channel activator activity; transmembrane transporter binding. The transcript has 2 exons. Gene Ontology annotation, cellular component: voltage-gated potassium channel complex.
UAUGUGAUCUCCUGGAUACAAUCAGGCACACACACACACACAUAAGUACCAGGCACUCCUGUGCAGCCCAGCAAAAUGUCUUUCUCCUGAAGUGCUGCUCAUCACAGCCUCCAGAUCCCUGACGAUGUUGCCAUGCUUCCCUUCCUGCCUCCUGCCUUUUGCUGCCUUUGCCUGCCUGCUUCUCCUGCCCGGGGCUCAUCUCUGCCCUGCUGUUUGUAGCUGUAUGGACUACCACACCAUAGACUGCCGGGAUCAAGGACUCCCAAGUGUUCCCAACCCCUUCCCAUUGGAUGUACGGAAACUUCUGAUAGCUGAUAACAACAUUCAGGCAAUACCAGCUGAUUUCUUUAUAUUUUAUGGAGAUCUGGUCUAUUUGGACUUCAGGAAUAACUCGCUCACCUCUUUAGAAGAGGGCACUUUUAGCAGUUCUACCAAACUGGUGUAUUUAGACUUGAGCUACAAUAAUUUAACCCAGCUCGACGCCGGGACAUUCAGAUCAGCAGAGAAACUGAUCAAACUGAGCCUUGGGAACAACAACCUGGUGGAUGUGGACGAGGCUGCUUUUGAGAACCUGGACCAGCUGCAGGUGCUAGAAUUGAAUGACAACAACUUGCAGAGCCUGAACGUGGCAGCCCUGGAAGCUCUGCCCUCGCUGAGGACCAUCCGCUUGGAGGGCAACCCCUGGGUGUGCGACUGUGACUUUGCCAACCUCUUCAGCUGGAUCCAGGACAAUGCAUCCAAGCUGCAGAAAGGUCUCCAUGAAAUCCAGUGCUCCCUGCCCGUGGAGAACAGAAGGAUCUUCCUGAAUGAGUUAUCUGAGGUCAGCUUCAGUGAAUGCAAAUUCAGUUUGUCCUUGACAGACCUUUUCAUCAUCAUCUUCUCUGGGGUGGCUGUGUCCAUUGCUGCCAUCCUCUCCAGCUUCUUCCUGGCCACCCUGGUGCACUGCUUCCAAAGGUGUGCUCCCAGCAAGGAUGAUGAUGAAGAUGAAGACGACUCUGAGGACUGAACUCAAUCAAAAUCCUUAAUUUUCCUUGGUUUAUCAGUUACCAGAUCAUCAGCCAAAGUCCAUGAGGAUAAAAAAGUAGAGUGAAAGCUUUAAACAUGGUUUAAACUCACAAUGUGUAAGGAUCUCUUCUGCUGGUCACGGGCAGGAAUGGCAGACCUGGGACUGUCACCUCCUCUUGCACAUGUGCUGCAAUCACACCAGGCUGAUUUCCAUGGUCCUUAACCAAACACUGCAUUGAAGCUUGAAGAUUGAAGGAAAAGAGAGGGGAAAAGCCAAAAA